Messenger RNA from Chelonus insularis, 3002 nucleotides. RefSeq names its product cassowary (gene cass). The coding region runs from base 189 to 1775 and encodes 528 amino acids. The record is from RefSeq and is a predicted model, not a curated record. Gene Ontology annotation, molecular function: RNA binding. The transcript is spliced from 9 exons. Gene Ontology annotation, cellular component: nucleus. Lineage: Eukaryota; Metazoa; Arthropoda; Insecta; Hymenoptera; Braconidae. Gene Ontology annotation, biological process: negative regulation of apoptotic process.
UUGACUAUACACAUACUAGAUCUCUCUAGUCUUCGUGAGCGUGGGUUGUGCGUCCAUUUUUGUCGUGGUACUUUCGUGCUGUUACAGCGUUUACCGGUUAUUUGGAUUUUCAAUUCAAUAAUAAGAAUUUAUUAAGUAUACGUAGAUUUGUGUUUUUACAAUAAUUAAAAACUAUUUAUUUUAAAACAAUGAGUACUGACAGUAUUGAAAAGUUAUACAAAAAUUUUGGCAUCUUAGCUGACGCCAAAGACAAACUGUCCGAGCAUGAGAAAGAGUAUUUGGAAAUACUAACUGCAGUUAAGGGAACAGCUAAAGAAAAACGAUUGGCGUCACAAUUUAUUGCAAGGUUUUUUAAACACUUCCCUAAGUUAGCAGAUCAAGCAAUUGAAGCCCACUUGGAUCUUUGUGAAGAUGAAGAUAUGGCUAUAAGAAAACAAGCAAUUAAGGAUUUACCAGCGUUAUGUAAAGACAAUAAAGAACAUACCCCACGGAUUGCUGAUAUUUUAGCUCAACUCCUACAAGCCCAAGAUCCUACAGAGCUAGCAGUUGUUCAUAAUAGUAUUAUGUCGUUGAUGAAGAAUGACCCAAAAGGAACAUUGAGUGGAUUUUUCAGUCAAAUUCUCAAUGGAUGUGAUGCUACACGCGAUUGCUGUAUUAAAUUCUUAGCUACGAAGUUGAAAGCACUUGGACAUGAUGUAAUAACGAAGGAACCUGAAGACUUACUCAUUGUUGAGUGUAAAAAAGUUUUAAACGAUGUAACUGCUGAGGAAUUCCACAGUAUCAUGGAAAUGUUGGCAUGGACCCGAUUAGGAUCAACAUUAGCAGGACAACGGGAACUCAUUGAGAUGACCAUAGAACAAGCAGAACUUUCGAUUCCAUUUAAACAUGACAACUUAGAACAAUGGGAUAAACUUGUACAAUGUAUUAAACAUGCACUUCCGCACUUCAGUGCUCAAAUUGAUUCUUCAAGAUAUGUUUCAUACAUUUGCAUGCAAGUUCUUCCACAUUUAUCCUUGAUCACGGCACCUGAUGGUCGUGAUGCCCAAUUGGAAAUUCUGAAACUAUUGGCAGAACUAGUUGCAUUUUGCGGAAAUAUUGAAAAACCAGAAGAAAAAGUACAACAGUUAUAUAAUGCUUUGAUUACUUAUAUGCCGCUUCCUCCUGAUUCAGACAUUUCUGACGUACCAAAGUUACAAUUCAGUCAUGUUGAAUGCCUCAUGUAUGCGUUCCAUAAGUUAUGUAAACAGACUCCGGAAUUUUUGAUCAAGGAUCCAGAACAGUUGAAAGAAUUUAGGUUAAGAUUACAGUAUUUCGCACGUGGGAUACAAGGAUAUAUCAAAAAACUACGCGAAGCAAUUAGCGGCAAAAGUGAAGAUGACUUGAAGACAGACGAAAACCAAUUAAAAGUUGUUGCUUUAAAAACAACCAGUAACAUCAAUACUCUUAUCAAGGAUCUGUUUCAUUCACCACCAAGUUUUAAGAGUAUUAUUCAUCUUUCAUGGAAAACUCCCAUCGUUGACAAAAAGAAUGAGAAAUCAAAUUCAGCUCAAAAAAGACAUACUCCUAUAACAUUUGGCAAUGGAAAUAGUCCAAUCAAACGUGGAAAAGAAGAGAAUAAGGGUGGAAAACGGGAAAUUUACACCCCACCUAGUGGAAAAUACAGUUCAAACAUCUCAUCGAAUUAUGGUAAUCGUGGACGAUUCCGAGGAAAUAGAUCUGGUGGACGGGGAUUCAGACCACGAGGGCGAGGAACUUGGAGGAAAAAUUCAUAUUAAUUACUUCAGUCAACUUGAAAAAUGUGAAUCAAACUCAUAUCACAUCGUCCGCGUAUAAACUUCAAAAACUGAACCUGAACUGAAUAUCUUAGAAGCAAUGUGAUGAUUAAUAGGAUGAUUUUCAACAUUGUGUAUAUUUAUAUGUAUAUGAAGAAUUCGUCAAUGCAGAUUUCCUUCUUCAAUUCUACAAAAGUGUGUAGAAAUAUCGAGACAUCGUUGCAAAGAUAAAAACAAAUUAAUCCUCAUUUGAAAAAGUUCGAAGAUAAUUUCGUCAUUUCUAGAUGAAAUGACACAAUAAUUAACCAAAAGAAAACUUAAUUAGUGAUGCAUACGUUUCCAUGCAAGAUUCGCAUAAUUGAAUUGUAAAAUGAUAUAUUUUUUAUUGAUUUUCGCAUUUUCAAUACUUGUUGAUUGUUUAAAAACGUGAAAGUGAUGAGAAACUAUACAAGUUAAAAAGUGAAGAUAAUUUUUCAACCGAAAUGAAGACUAGAGGCAUCGCGAGAAUUUAUGAUGAGUGUAAAGAAUUUUGUAUUUUCCUGAAAAUUUGUUGUAGAGCCUUGAUAAUUUCCUUUUCCUUUUUUUACGAUCCAAAAAAUUCCGUCCCAUUUUAAAUAUUCUGUUUUUGUAUUAUGUCAACAGGGACAUAAGUGAUACGAAGCUGGCUAUUUUCAUCGAAUGACUCAUAGAAAUUAUCUUUCAGUCAAAGAAACAAUAACCAUUUUCCAAAUAAUCAUGAAUAUAUGUCAAUGUAGUAGACAAUUGAUAACCCACAGAAUAUAUAAUUAAAUUUUUUUAAAUUAAAAGUAAAUAAUUAUUUGGAAUAGUUGUGGUUUCUUUGAUUAAUAAUAACUUGAAAUAAUUUUUCAGAGUUUCUCGACGUUUGGGAAAUGGAAUAAAAGCACAUGGAUCCAGGUCAAGAGAAUAACAAUUUUGUAUUGUUUCAGAGCCAUUAAACUGCAAAUUGGUGAAGGUGUUUGCAGUUCUAUCGUGAAAAUAUUUUUUGUUUUUCAGAUGCAGAUGUUUGUUUGGGCUGAUUGCCUUUUACGUGUGUAUUUUGAAAUUUCCUUCUUUUUAUAGCUGUUUGGUAAGGUGAGUUUGUGAAUACUCGUAUCAAUUACCCUUUGCUCCUACCUCACCUUCCUUCUCAAUACUUUCAUGUUUUUUUUCUGUGUACAAUCUAAAUUAAUUUUAUUGUCUCAAUAAACGUUUAUCAAUACUCUAAAAAUA